Messenger RNA from Coprinopsis cinerea okayama7#130, 1761 nucleotides. RefSeq lists its product as hypothetical. NCBI's taxonomy places the organism in Eukaryota, Fungi, Basidiomycota, Agaricomycetes, Agaricales, Psathyrellaceae. The transcript has 3 exons. Bases 1 to 1761 code for a protein of 586 amino acids. The record is from RefSeq and is a predicted model, not a curated record.
AUGGGCCAAUCCCUCACGGGUUCGACGAGCAACCUCUUACCCAGUUCCGCCACCGCGAUCCAAGAAACUGCGAGCAAAUUACACUCAAAGCUGCUCACUGUCACGCACCAGCAAAGGCAGGGACACGAACGAUCUGUGCUCGGAGCUGCUAAAGACAAGAGACCACCUGUUGGUGUGCGAAGGUUGACUGCCCCUAGUAGUCUUCCUAGGAUUACAAGCUGGUCAGACCCGAUGAGUGCGAGGAACAUGGUUCCCUUGACUCUCGGUCACAGCGAGAGCGACAGCGACGACGUAGCCGAGGAAGACAUUGAGGAAGAAGACGAGGAAGGCGCCCCGGGCUACGAAGGACUGGAAGGUUACGCCGAGAUAGAGAGCGACGAACCGAACGCAGCUCUAUCUCGGAUUGCUAGGCCUUUCGUUAAGUCCAACGUCUCCCUUCCGACCGCGAGCAAUAGGAAACGGCGACCGACGCUUAAACGAAGGAACUUGACGUCUUCCAUAUUGGGAGCAGGGAGUGACGGAGAGUUAAUCCCAAGCAGAGCGGGUGUUAGGGAGAAGACGCGGUUCCACAGUCUGCUAAGCGUGGUGGAUGGCGACGGGAGCUUCAACGAAGAACCAAUGGCCUUCGAUGAGAUGGCGUACUACGAGUUUAGCGGGGAUGAGGGAGAGGUUGAUAAAUGGAUGAGGAGGCAGAGAAGCUUGAGAAGGAGGGGGUAUUUGCAUGGCCUUGCAGUCGCGACUAACGGCCAUCCAAGAUUGAUUAGGCGACGUAGUUUUCAUGACCUGGACGACCUUUGCGAUAUAUCCGUUUUGGCUCCAGAACGGAUGCGGAUUGACGUUGAGAUCUGUGGUCAAGUGUUGGUCAUGCUGAGACGCGAAGAACACCUGAAGAAUGUUAUUGCUUGUCUCAAGAUCCUCAACACCAACCUUUCUGACACGAACGCUCUGCUUCGUCAAGAUUAUGAAAUCAACAUGCCUACGCUGUCCACGGUCGAAGCUCGCACCAAAGUUCUCGCUGCCCUUGACACGCAAGAUACCCACGCCGACAAGCUGUCGCAGUCCACCAACAUCCUUCGCUACGAAGCAGAACAGUUCCGCGUCCCCGACCUCUGGCAUGCAGCUAGCCUUUCCCGUCAAAAGGUCUUUUCACUCCGCCAAAAGGUGUUUGGGGAGAACGGGAGCCGAAGGCUACCUUCCGGCGCGCAUGGAGCCCAUGGGAGGUUCAAUAGACUUCAAAAAACCAUUGAAGGCGAUGAACGUUUGGUGGACCACUUGGGCAGGACGGAGGAUGAAGCAGAGGAGGAACAGGCUCUAGUCGAGCACGAGUCACUGACGGAUGGAAACAAGAGGCAGAGGCUAAUCGACGUGGACCUUGUUCAGAGGUCAGAUAUCGCUGCCGUCAGCGAUCGCAUGGCCAGGGAAGACGAAGCCCUAGGUGUCCACCCGGGUGAAGAAACAGAAGACGAGGAGGAUGCCGUCGAGCAUUCAAGUAUCAGACCAGUAUGGUUGCUCAAGUUCUUUGUGGGAUGGGGCGCAAGAUGGAGUGCGAGAGCUGCAACCAACAAUGCCGCUACAACUUCACCAAUGCCCAACCGCAGUACGGUGAUUGAAGGUGGCGAACCAAAGUCACCCUCACCGGAUGACGUUGGCGGUGUUUCCACUGCCGUUGAACCUUUGCGCCAAGUUAGAAGGAAAAGCACACCGAGUAUAAUCAUCUCCGACGUUGAUGUUGAUACCGAAGACCCCAAGAAGGUUAGGUAG